This is a messenger RNA of Actinia tenebrosa (Australian red waratah sea anemone), 2037 nucleotides long. RefSeq lists its product as uncharacterized. Lineage: Eukaryota; Metazoa; Cnidaria; Anthozoa; Actiniaria; Actiniidae. Gene Ontology annotation, biological process: regulation of gene expression. The record is from RefSeq and is a predicted model, not a curated record. Gene Ontology annotation, cellular component: nucleus.
AAUGCCGAGUCGACUCAGGCGUUCUUCAGAUGUCAGAAGCAAAGAGCAAAGCUGAUUCAAAGAGAAGAACAACAGAGAAAAAUGGAGAGUAAUGAGGACUGUAGCGUUCAUGUAACGGGGCUACCAGCCUUCAACUUAAGUGCUUUUCAGGCAGGACAUCAUGUAGACCAAGAAAAGAACGGUUUUGAGGCGGUUACACCAGCGAGUUGUUUCAAUGAAGUGGUCGCUUCGCAUUCUCAAGAUGUCUCUCUAGCAAGUAGUGUUCAGCUUCCAGUUGAUGUGGUGCCUUAUGAUACAUCAACCAUGGUGACAUCAACUUGUCAAGAUAGUUUAUUGUCCCGUACACRAGUAGCAGUACUUAAUGUCCCAGAUAAUUCAAUAUUUGAAGUAGUUCAAGCAGUUCCACAACAAGGGGACCACACUGUAGGAGAUGUAAAUGUUGCAGACAUCCACGUUAAUGUCUGUGUCGACAAGAAUAAUCAAGAAGAAUUACACUUACAGCAAACGACAGAACACCAGCAACAACUAGAGGAACCAAAGACACGUAAACGAAAGGGAGGAUGGCCAAAAGGAAAAAAGCGGAAAAAAGAUAUUCAAGAUCUAAAUAAACCCAAAGCACCUGUCACUGGAUAUGUUAGGUUUCUUAAUAGUCGUCGUGAGGAACUCAAGCUACUUCAUCCUCAUUUGACAUUUCCUGAGAUCACUAAGAUGCUUGGUGUUGAGUGGAAUCAAGGCUUGUCGCUUGAAGAAAAACAGAAAUUUCUUGAUGAGGCAGAGGACGAUAAAAAACGUUACAUAGAAGAGCUCAAAGCUUACCAACAUUCUGAAAAAUUCCAAGCAUUUGUUAAACGACAAGCUGUAAAAAGGUCCAAACAAGUGGAUGUUGAUGGAAAUGAGGAAAUUGAUAGUGGCUUACUUGUUGCUCAACAAGAUGAGGAUUCAGAAUCAAAUGAGCUGUACUGCAAGACAUGCAACCAGUACUUCAGCUCCCUGCAUAACAAAAAAGAACAUAUGUAUGGCAGACAGCAUUUACAAAUGCUGACAUGUGAGUUUGAACGAGAAGCUGAAGCCUCUUCCAAAAUAACAAAUGGUUUGAAUGGUACAUCACCAAGCCACACAAGCCAGGGAGGUGCUACCGGGACUACACUAUUGGCAUGUCAAUCAAUUAGUAUACCACAAUUUACAGAGACCUUCCUUGAACAAAAUCUAAACAGGGAACUCGAGAUUCGGGAGCUAAGAAAAUCAAUACUUUCUUCACAAGACCAAAAUAUAGUCCUCGCAAAACAGAUUGAAGAACUAAAGGUUGUCUUACAAAAAGCUGAACAGGAGAUGACAGCAUCCAAGGCAGAUGGGACAUCUCUUUCAGCACAGCUCAAUAGUCUACGAAUGGUUCCCAAUCUGUUUGGUGUACAACUCUUAAAUUAACAGGGCUUAUAUUUCAUUGUUACUAAUCGAAGCAUUCUCUGCUCUCCUCUCCUCUGCUCUCCUCUCCUCUGCUCUCCUCUCCUCUGCUCUCCUCUCCUCUGCUCUCCUCUCCUCUUCUAGAUCUCUCUUCUAUCCCCUUUUCAUUUUUCAUUUCCCUUCCUUUCCAAUGUCUAUCGUUGUCCAAAAGAAAAAAUACAAAAUAACUUAUCCAUUUUCCCUCGCCAAAUUUCUAAGGACUUACGUGAUGCCGAGCCUUAACGUGAGCCAGUGAAACUUUGCAGAAUUUCUACAUAUUAAACGCACACCUCAGAAAAAAUUUAAAAAAUCAAAAACCCAAAAUAAUAAUAGUAACCAGAAUUUAUUGUCGAUGGCCCUUUCCGGCUCUCAUCGCCAAACACGUCAGCUGGAAACUUCGAGAAGUGAUAUUUCAGGAAACACCGUAUUUGAUGACUCUUCUAAUUGACUAUUUCAUUCAUAAAGCUGUAAAUUUACUGUAAAGUUCGAGAAUAUUGUAAAUAUGACUUUAUUAAAUCCUAAGCGUGGCAAAUAGGAAGUAAUAAUAUUUGUUAUGACUUUGUGAGACCAUGUCAUAAAAAUGUAGUGCAUUUGUAA